Molecule: messenger RNA, 1143 nt
Organism: Ascochyta rabiei
Lineage: Eukaryota; Fungi; Ascomycota; Dothideomycetes; Pleosporales; Didymellaceae
Exons: 7
Coding region: 1-1143 (380 amino acids)
Source: RefSeq, a predicted model, not a curated record
AUGGAAGCCGCUACAGCUGCCGUUCAGUUGUUAGCUCGCGAGCAAAAUGCGUUGAACAGCGCGCAGAAGAAGAACCCCAACUGGCCCGACCCCAACUACGUUGAUCCUGAGACACGCAUGCCGCUUCUCAUUGCUGUAACAUGCACAUCGGGGUUCGUCAUGCUCGUGCUCUUGGAAAUGCGCAUGUACACACGCCAUAAGAUGUCGACGCGUGGGCUAGGCAUGGACGAUGUUCUGAUGGUGCUUGCAGCUUUUUUCUCUACGGCUCUUGUUGCCAUUGUCUGUGUCUGCGCGGUCUACGGCACGGGCUACCACAACUGGGAUAUUAGACCUGAAUGGUAUCCGACCUGGGGGAAAGCGACGUUCAGUCAGAACUUGGCUUUCAUACCAGCGACAACCUUGACCAAGUUGUCCAUACUCCACACGUAUCUGUUUCUUUUCCCCUCGCGAGCAAACGAAAUCUUCUGCCGUACUAUGAUGACAUUUUUAUGGGCAUGGGGCGCCAUCCAGAUCAUUGUUUCGUGUUUCCAGUGCCGUCCGCUCUCCUCCUACUGGGAUAUCAGUCAGGAGGAGAAAUGCAUUCUGAUCAACCCUUACCUUUAUUCAUCCGGCGCUGUAAACAGUCUUACCGACGUUAUCGUUUACCUCUGGCCGUCGCGAACACUUUUCUCACUCCAGCUGCCUCUGUUGAGGCGGCUGGGCCUUCUUGUUACGUUUUCCGCCGGCUUGGUAGCUGUCCUAGCGAGCAUACUUCGGAUGGUCAGCAUCCGCAACGCCAGCUUUUCUUCCGAUUCGACAUGGGAAGGCACCUUCAUUGCCCUCUGGAAAGUACUCGAGGUCACGUUCGGUGUAAAAUGCGGCUGUUUGCCAGCAGUGAAACCCUUGAUCGAGAGGUUCCUACCAAAAUCAGGCACGGACUCUAGUCAUCCCAAGAACGAAGGCUACUCGAGUAACCGUUUCAACCGGCUCGAGAACCGCGCUUCCCACUCGCGUGGCAACGUGGAUAGAGGUGCUAGCUUGCGGGACCUGAGCCACGAGUCUCUUCCAGACGAAACAGUUGAAAUGACGUCUGAGGGUGCAGAUGAUGCGGAAAUAGAGUCUAGGAAACAUAACAUGGAGAUGCGGUCGAAAAGUAGUACCUAG